Scophthalmus maximus (turbot) is the source of this 930-nucleotide messenger RNA. Its product is annotated as interferon a3-like. NCBI's taxonomy places the organism in Eukaryota, Metazoa, Chordata, Actinopteri, Pleuronectiformes, Scophthalmidae. The record is from RefSeq and is a predicted model, not a curated record. The transcript has 5 exons. Bases 52 to 612 code for a protein of 186 amino acids. Gene Ontology annotation, cellular component: extracellular region. Gene Ontology annotation, biological process: defense response; response to exogenous dsRNA. Gene Ontology annotation, molecular function: cytokine receptor binding.
CACUCCACACACACACACACACAGUCAACCUACAGCACCCGCUUUGACAAAAUGUUCAACAACAGCAUCCUGUUCGUCUGCCUGUGUCUCGGUCUGUACAGUGCAGGCUCGGCACUGAGCUGCAGGUGGAUGGACCAUAAGUUCAGACAGUACAGUGAGAACUCUCUGGAUCUGCUGCGUACGAUGGCUCAUAACUCCACUAACUCCACUGAGGAGGCUGAAGUGGAGGAGACUGUGGCCUUCCCCAACGAUCUGUACAGCCAGGCGUCCAAAGCUUCAGCGGAGGACAGACUUGGUUUCACGGUGCAGGUCCUGGACGAGGUGGUCGUCCUGUUCGAGGAGGAUCACAGCUCGGCAUCAUGGGAGGAGAGAGGAGUGGAGAACUUCCUCAACGUGGUGACGCAGCUGGCCGACGGCCUUCGCUCCUGUUUGAAGAGCCACAGCCACAAGAAGAAGAGCAAGAAGCUGCAGAUGUAUUUCAAGAGACUCUCGCGUCACGUCCUCGAGCAAAUGAACCACAGCGCUGAAUCGUGGGAACUGAUCAGGAUGGAAAUUCAAAGUCAUUUCCUGAGAACAGUCCAGCUGGUUUCACCUCUACUCACCCCCAACUAGAAUCUGUCCAUCACAUUAAUAAUGUGUUAAUUUAUCUAUUUAUUCAUUGUUUUUAUCUACCUAUCCAUCUAUUUAUUUAUCUAUGUAUUUAUGUAUUUAUAGAUUUGUUUGUCUAUUUAUGGAAUGAUUGGUUGGAUGUUCUUUUUUAAAUUUCCAGUGAGUAAAUUGCAAUAUGUAUUUCUUACAUAUCCAAACAAAUAAAAAUAUUCUUCCAGCAAAUAUAAAAGUGUUUAUUGCUGUCAUUCAUGUUGCAUAAACAAAGGAGAUUCAGAAUUUUUUUCUCUAAAUUGUUAUAAUAGCUUAUAUGCAUUUCUCUAU